AUGAAGAUGCAUUUGGAAGAAGCAGAAGAGAAGAGAAGAAGAAGAAAAUCUGAUCUAGAAAAAUUUAAGGACAAAGCUAUCUUGGCGCCUACGAAUGAAAUGGUGGAUACGAUCAAUAAUUACGCCAUGUCUUUAAUGCCGCCCGAAGAAAAAGUAUACCUUAGUUCAGAUAACAUUUGCAAAGCGGAUGGAGAAGUGGAUGUCCAUGAUGAAAGAUUUUCUGUUGAAUAUCUCAACACAAUCAAGUGUCCAGGAUUGGCAAACCACGAAAUAAAAUGGAAGAAGGGAUGCAUCAUCACGCUUCUUAGAAAUAUCGAUCCGUCCAAUGAGUUGUGCAUUGGAACGAGGAUGAUAGUUACUAAAAUAGGAGAACGUGUGAUUGAAGCAAAAUCGAUUUCAGGAAAUAAUGUUGGUAAGAAAUUUCCAAUUGCUAGAAUGGUCAUGAGACAAUCUCUUUCAAAUGUACAACUUUACCUACCAAAAACUGUAUUUAGUCAUGGCCAGUUGUAUAUCGCAAUCUCACGAGUCACUAGCAAAAAAGGUCUUAAAGUUUUGAUAUGUGACGAGAAUGGUCAGACAAGCAACACAACAACUAACGUGGUAUAUAAUGAAAUUUUUGAUAGAUUGAAAGGCUAUGUGUGGAUCUACAAUUCAGGAUUUAGAAAUUUUCUCUUCAAGCCAAAGCUUAUGAAGGUUAUUGUAGAUUCAGGGUUUCAAGUGAGGAAUUGGAAAUGA
Molecule: messenger RNA, 735 nt
Organism: Salvia miltiorrhiza (redroot sage)
Lineage: Eukaryota; Viridiplantae; Streptophyta; Magnoliopsida; Lamiales; Lamiaceae
Exons: 4
Coding region: 1-735 (244 amino acids)
Source: RefSeq, a predicted model, not a curated record